CAGGGAUCCUUUCUCCUCUCCAAAGUUCGAAAACGAGUUCAGCCUCAGCGGCUUCAGGCCGCAGCUGGAUUAUAAAGCAUAGCCACUGUUAGUACACCUGAAAUAAAUAUUAAAAUGACCCUCAGCAAUAAGUGACUCACCAUGUGAUGCCAACUUGGUGUAAAUUUCAUUGCACUCCCUUUGUGAAGAGACAAACAUGCAAGAAACCAACACACAUCGCCCAGACUGAGGAACCGUGGAGUCGCCUCUACGAUAGAGCAACGUUGGCCAGCACCAGACGCAGCGUUAUGUACGACGAGCUUCAGGCUCCAUGCGACAGCCUCGACCUCCAUCUAAACUCAGUCUAUGAUCACAACAAGGACUUCUUCUAUAAAAAGAACCAGACUUUAUAUCAGAGGGAGACCGUGUCUGAGGACCUCAGGAAACAGGAAAACGAAAAUCAGGACCCUCUGCAGAAGAAACAAGAGGGCGAUAUCAUCGUGUGGGUCGACCCACAGAGGCGCUCCAUUCACAGCAUCAAGUGAAGCAUGGAAGAAGAUCAGUGAAAAUAAAAUUCCCCACAUUUAUCA
Paralichthys olivaceus (Japanese flounder) is the source of this 569-nucleotide messenger RNA. NCBI's taxonomy places the organism in Eukaryota, Metazoa, Chordata, Actinopteri, Pleuronectiformes, Paralichthyidae. The record is from RefSeq and is a predicted model, not a curated record.